Penicillium bovifimosum is the source of this 537-nucleotide messenger RNA. RefSeq lists its product as uncharacterized. The coding region runs from base 1 to 537 and encodes 178 amino acids. The transcript is spliced from 2 exons. NCBI's taxonomy places the organism in Eukaryota, Fungi, Ascomycota, Eurotiomycetes, Eurotiales, Aspergillaceae. The record is from RefSeq and is a predicted model, not a curated record.
AUGGCGACCAAAGCGCUCGAGGCUCGUUUCAAGCAUUUAUCUGUUCAAGAUGAGAAGGUUGGACAAGAUGGGACCAAUUCAAACCGGAAUUCCAAGUUGACAACAGGGAGAAGGUCGCAGGCACCGGCUCACGUCCAUCGGGCAGAUCCCAACCACCGGAGAGCCACAAGUCUAGUAGUUGCAAUCCACAAUGCACUAUUAUUGAACCUGUCUCUUCCCAAGAAAAUCGAACAAAAGGAGGAAAAGCUCCUCGACAAUCUCGAAAUCCUCUCUCGGUCACUUCGACGCAGACCCCCGAUGAAGUCGCAAAGGCCAGCGAAAUCUACAUCACCGAUAACGAACAACGAAGCGCAAACCUUAAUGGUAUCACCACCCAAUCUACUCAAGCCAAAGACCAACCAGCUUCUUCUCGGGCUCGACAUCCCCUCUCUGCUAUCAUGUCGCUCGCUUCGGAUGCAGAGUUUAAGCCAGAACAAGACAGUGCGGGCGAUGACAAGUGGCAAAAAGCAGCCGCCAAUCAACUCGUCUCCCAAGUGA